UCUGAAGUACAUAAGAAAACAUGCACACAGUUCCACGCAUGUUCAAAGAUGGUGUUUUGGUCCUGCCCCUAAUCCUUCUUAUUGGUGGUUUUCAACAUUAAAUAAUAUGACAGGUGACUAUAAUAGAUGAUGUAAACACAGACAUUCACUCAGAAAAGUAGUUAACCAUGAGGUCUUCUCUCAACUCCUACUACUGCAUUCUAAACCUGUUGUUGUACUGCUCUUCCUCUUCCUCUCUGUAUUCAUCCUCAUGUCACCUGCAGGGACAGUUUCAUCUCAAUGAGCUGCACAAAACUGGAGACGUUGUCCUUGGUGGACUGUUUCAAGUUCAUUUCUUUUCUGAUUACUCUGAUUUGUCUUUCACUUCAGAGCCACCACAGCCUAUCUGCCACGGUUUUGAUAUUACAGGAUUCAGAUUGGCUCAGACCAUGGCCUUUGCUGUUGAUGAGAUUAACAGAAACCCCAACCUUUUGCCUAAUGUGACUCUGGGAUACAGCAUACGUGAUAACUGCAUCGAAGUGAAGAUAGCAUUGCGAGCUGCACUGUCCUUGGCAAAUGGUCAGGAGAAAAAUGUAAAGUUAGAGAGAACCUGUGAAGGAACUCCUUUAGUCCUAGGAAUUGUAGGUGAUUCCUCUUCUACACACACUAUUACCAUCUCCAGGAUCUUAGGUUUGUACAGAGUACCACUGGUCAGUUAUUUUGCAACGUGUUCUUGUCUUAGUGACACACAGAUGUUUCCAUCUUUUUUCAGGACAAUUCCAAGUGAUUCAUUUCAGGUGCGUGCUAUGAUUCAGAUUCUAAAACACUUUGGUUGGACUUGGGCAGGUCUGCUCAUCAGUGAUGAUGACUAUGGGGUCCAUGCAGCCCGAUCCUUUCAGUCUGAUCUAGGUCCAAUUGCUGGAGGAUGUCUGGCUUAUACAGAGAUUUUGCCAUGGACAAAUGAUCGUACUGAACUGAAGAGAAUAGUUAAUGUGAUGAGGAAAUCAACAGCACGUGUGGUCAUUGUGUUUGCACAUCAGGCUCAUAUGCUCAAUCUCAUGGAAGAGGUGAUAAGGCAGAAUGUGACAGGCCUGCAGUGGAUGGCCAGUGAAGCUUGGACAUCAGCUGCUGUGCUACAGGCACCUCACCUCAUGCCAUACCUGGGUGGAACCCUAGGCAUUGCCAUCCGUCGAGGAGAAAUCCCCGGUCUCAAGAAUUUUCUGUUAAAAAUACGCCCUGAUCUAAAAUAUAAUAACAGCAAUGGAAACAACUUGGUGAAUCAAUUUUGGGAACACACAUUCCAGUGCAGAUUUUCACCAACUCCAGCAGGUUGGAUAGAAGAUGGAGGAGCAUUAUGCACUGGACAGGAGGUAUUAGAGGAUGAAGUAGCUGAGGAAUUCUUGGAUGUUUCAGACCUCAGACCAGAGUAUAAUGUGUAUAAGGCAGUGUAUGCUCUGGCACAUGCUCUUGAUGACAUGCUGCAGUGUGAGCCAGGAAGAGGACCUUUCAGUGGAGACACCUGUGCUCAUUUACAAAGACUAGAACCAUGGCAGCUUUUGCACUAUUUGCAACAAGUCAACUUCACCACACCAUUUGGUGAUCAAGUGUCAUUCGAUGAGAAUGGUGACGCCUUACCAAUAUAUGACAUCAUGAACUGGUCAUGGCUGCCUGAUGGAAGGACUAAAGUUCAAAAUGUUGGUGAGGUCAAAAGGUCAUCCUUGAAAGGUGAAGAACUCACUCUGGAUGAAGAUAAAAUCUUCUGGAAUUUUGAUCCUAAAAAGCCUCCUCGGUCAGUUUGUAGUGACAGCUGUCCUCCAGGUACUCGCAUGGCCCGAAAAAAAGGGCAACCUGACUGUUGUUUUGACUGUGUACCUUGUUCUGGGGGAAAGAUCAGCAAUGCAACCAAUUCCAUGGAGUGCAUCAGUUGUCCAGAAGAUUUCUGGUCCAACAUCCAGAAUGACCACUGUGUUCCUAAGAAAACAGAGUUCCUCUCCUACCAUGAACCUCUUGGUAUCUGUUUGACAGUUACCUCUGUACUCGGCUCAUUCAUUUGUAUGUCUGUGUUCAUUAUUUUUGUUCAUUAUCGCAGCACACCUAUCGUUCGUGCUAACAACUCUGAACUUAGUUUUCAGCUGUUGAUGUCACUCAAGCUGUGUUUCCUUUGCUCGUUGCUCUUCAUUGGACCACCCAGAUUAUGGACAUGCCAACUUAGACAUGCAGCAUUUGGCAUCAGCUUUGUGCUUUGUAUCUCAUGUAUCCUGGUAAAGACUAUGGUGGUUCUGGCUGUAUUCAGAGCCUCUAAACCUGGAGGUGAAGCCAGUAUGAAGUGGUUUGGUGCUGCUCAGCAGAGAGGAACAGUUCUUGUUCUGACCUCAGUACAAGCAGCAAUCUGCACUGUUUGGCUUGUCUCUGCUUCACCAGCUCCUCAUAAAAACACCCAGUAUCACAGUGACAAGAUAGUGUAUGAAUGUGCCAUUGGCUCCACUGUUGGUUUUGGAAUCUUACUUGGUUAUAUUGGUUUAUUAGCCAUUCUUAGUUUUGUGUUAGCUUUUUUGGCAAGAAAUCUUCCAGACAGUUUCAACGAGGCCAAGUUCAUUACUUUCAGCAUGCUAAUCUUCUGUGCAGUGUGGGUGGCCUUCAUUCCUGCCUAUAUCAACUCUCCAGGCAAAUAUGCAGAUGCCGUGGAGGUGUUUGCCAUCCUGGCCUCUAGUUUUGGCCUAUUAGUAGCACUGUUUGGACCCAAAUGUUAUAUUAUCUUGUUGAGGCCUGAGAGAAACACAAAGAAAGCCAUAAUGGGUCGAAACAAUCACUCUAAUAAUUAAAUAAGAGCUAAUAAUUAUUUCAUUUUAAAAUGAGAAAAAGUAUCAAAAUGUAAAUAUAGUCAUGUCAUGAAUUUUUGAGUUGUAGUCAAGGUAUAUUGCAGUAAAUAUCAUAUCUUUGUGCUUAAUAAAAUAAACUUCAUAAAUCAUAAACGAAAUUAAGUGAGAAUUGAGUCUUUAAUGGUGACACCUAUAUUACAUAGAUUCAUAAGCUAAACAACUGAACACAUUGAUACUUAUCAGUACUUAUUACUAUUAGUAGCACAUUUUGAACUAAGUAUGACAACAGUCUUUACACAUUAAUUCUCAUUUUUAUAUUCACUCUCCUACUGACUUUUGCUAUGGCCUAUAAAUUGCUACAAAUUGUUGGCAAUGUGAAGAAAUAAAUAUAAAGAUAUUUACACCUUUAGGUCAUAGUCAAAUUCUGUGGCAAAACCUAGGAAAGGGUAUCAUAACCAGCUGUACAACCCCCCAUCCUCUUCAUGGAAAUGAACCUCCUACUAACAGCAGUGGAGAAAGAA
This is a messenger RNA of Cynoglossus semilaevis (tongue sole), 3319 nucleotides long. Its product is annotated as extracellular calcium-sensing receptor-like. The record is from RefSeq and is a predicted model, not a curated record. Gene Ontology annotation, cellular component: plasma membrane. Bases 168 to 2801 code for a protein of 877 amino acids. Gene Ontology annotation, molecular function: G protein-coupled receptor activity. Gene Ontology annotation, biological process: G protein-coupled receptor signaling pathway. The transcript is spliced from 9 exons. Lineage: Eukaryota; Metazoa; Chordata; Actinopteri; Pleuronectiformes; Cynoglossidae.